Messenger RNA from Cuculus canorus (common cuckoo), 1989 nucleotides. RefSeq names its product enkurin domain containing 1 (gene ENKD1). Gene Ontology annotation, cellular component: cytoplasmic microtubule. Lineage: Eukaryota; Metazoa; Chordata; Aves; Cuculiformes; Cuculidae. Bases 191 to 1303 code for a protein of 370 amino acids. The record is from RefSeq and is a predicted model, not a curated record. The transcript is spliced from 9 exons.
CGAGCCCCGUUCCCGGACAGCCGUCUCAGCUUUUCUCCAUCCCUGGACGCUGUGCUGACUGUCAGGUCCUGUGAACUCCACACGUGGCUCAUCCAGGAAAAAGCUCAUAGAGGAAAGCUGGAGAAAAGCUAUUCAUAAAGGCUUCUAAAGUGGUGGCCGGUUUCUGUGACGAAGGAAGAGCAACAGCAGGAUGUGUGAAGGGCCAUCUAGGAUUUCUGGACCCAUUCCUCCAGACCCCACGCUCUUUCCAAACUAUUACAAACGCCCCUUCUCAGCUCGAGGAAGGCUGGAAGGCAAUGCUCAGAAGCUGGAUUUUACCUCUGGCCCCCUGGCCCCAGUUCCCAACGCAUACCCUGCUUUGAGCAGUAUCCGCCAGAUCCAGCCAGCCCCUCGCAUUCGCCCCAGUGGAAAGGAGUUUCUGGAGAAGGGACAGAAGGGGACACUUGGUCUUUUGCUGCAACUUGAAGGGAUCUCCCUUGAUGGAGAACUGCCAGUCAAGAGGAAAGAGUCCAAAGACCACGAGAAGGAAAAUGUGAGGAGAAUAAAGGAGAUUCAGAAGAAGUGCAAAGAGAAGGAGCGAGCCCGAGAGCACAGCCAGCCCAAGCCUAUGAAAGCUCUGUGGAAGUCCCAAAAAUAUGAAAAUGUGGAGUCAAAGGUGAAGGCCAAACUGCAGGAGAGCUGCCCACCUCCAAAUCCAGAGGCUCUAAAAUUCCUAAGGGCAUAUUCUCGCUGUGGCCCUGGGAUCAAGCCGUGCAGACCGCUCUCCCCCAGGCCUACCAGAACAAAAGCAGGAGCAGACACAGAGGCUCCAGAGGCACUGAGCUCUGAAACAAAGCUCCAAGUGGAGGGCAAGAGCAUCGACUUCAUUAAGCACAAUGCCCGCAAUGCCAAGCGGGCCCCGCUGCGGCGCUCCCAGUCCCUGCAGGCGCUGACUGACUUGCUGGAACAGAAGCAACGGGAGCAGGAGGAAUACAACACCAAGCAAAAGGGCCACAUCCCCCAGUACCUGCUGGAGAGGAAGGAGCUAUGGCGCAGGCAGAAAGAAGAGGAGCUACGAAACCUACCAGAUCCUGACAUGCCACCGGGUCAUACCAUGAUGCCUGAAGACCAGCGGCUGGAGACCCUCAGCAAUCUGAAGCAGAGCCAGGAGCAGCUGGUAAAGGACCUGGUGAUGCUGCCAGUGCGCACGGACACCCUUAGCAUGCAGAAGAGGCGGAUAGAGCUGGAGAGGAAGCUCUCCCAGAUAGAAGAAGCCCUCAAAAUUUUCUCGAGACCCAAGGUUUUCAUCAAGCUGGACUCCUGAGCUGGUGGGGCUGGGUAUGUUGUGCUGCUCUGCACGAACAUCCUCCAUCACUUCUCCAUCCCUACCAAAGUGAUGAUGAAGAAGGCAAGUUCAGGACCGUAAGCACACGCAGGUGCCAAUAGUGUCCAGCGUGCAGCUGGUAUCUCUUGCUCACCUUCCAGUGCUGUGUCUUGUCCAGGAAAAAGGGAGAGAGAUGCCCUAAUUUAUUCUCUGCUGUGUGGUCUGGAGAACAGUUGUCUCUGUGCUGCUUGACUUCUCAGAGAUCAGCUCUGCUCUGAGCCCAUGGCAUCACGUCUUAUUUUCCUGUUUUUUUUCCCACAUCUAGAAACUGGCAUGAAGUCUCCCAUGCUGUUGCCGUGGUGUUUGCUGUUCCUCUCUUUCUCCUGAGAUGGGCGAUGGUCAUGGUUCAUUCUGGGCACCUGCACUGAGACACAGACCUCAUGCUGUAUGUCUGCUCUUCAUGCCUAGUCCUGAGCACAACCCAUCCCACUGCAGCUGGUGCCUUUGCUAGCUGGAAUCAGCAGCUUGGGGACAGCUUGGGGACAAAUGAAGAGGUGCAGAGCUUCAGUCCUUCCCACCAAGGGAAGAGCUGAGCUGGUUGCAGGGGAUCCAGCAGGAUGUUUGGAGAAGCCUUGGUUGUCUGUGCGUCAAGACAUGCUGCAAUAAAGGAUCAGUCCCCUCCUUUA